Molecule: messenger RNA, 955 nt
Organism: Drosophila mauritiana
Lineage: Eukaryota; Metazoa; Arthropoda; Insecta; Diptera; Drosophilidae
Gene: E(spl)m2-BFM
Product: enhancer of split M2 protein
Exons: 1
Coding region: 117-758 (213 amino acids)
Biological process (GO): Notch signaling pathway; sensory organ development
Source: RefSeq, a predicted model, not a curated record
GCAGCAGCAUCAGUAAACGACCAGCUCUUGCGAGGUGCGCACACGCAACGCUCGCUGUCCACGAAACAACAUUACAGCAAGAAUCAAGUAAAAGCUCCGCAAAGCACCGCAGCAACAUGUAUCUGGAUACGAAAAACCUGACAACCAGCAGCACUUCAACGCUGACAGCGGGCACAGCAUCGAACUCAAAGUCAACACGGCGCAUGCGCAACGUGUGGAAGCCGCUGAGUCGCCUGCUGAAAGUGGGUGGCAAGGGUCGCACCGCACAGGCGACCUUGGCCCAUCCCAACAACGUGGAUCUCAACAAUACACAGCAGCAGCAACAGCAGCUGGAGUUGCUCAUUGAAGAUGACACCAAGUCAACGCCAGAGGAUUCUAUCCACAAGUACGGUCUGGAGCUGAGGCAAUUGCCCGAGGAGGAGCAAGAGUCCCUCACCCAGCCGCCCAACACACCCACAUUGAUUAGCAGCGUGCAUGUGGACAAGGUCAGCGCCCAGAGCUGCGGCAACUGCCAGCACGGACGCAACUGCCAGCACCGACAUCACAGCAGCAACAUCAACAGCAGCAGCAGCAACAUGAACAGCAGCAGUGCAACACAGUUGCCCAGUAAUCUCUGGGAUCUGCAGUUGCCCCUCCAGUACAUCAGCACGGACAAUGGCACCUUCUUCUGGGCCAACACUCAGGAUCGAGUGGACGAUGAUCUCCUGCACGCCUUGCUCUGCCAGAGCUUCAGUCAGCUGCCCGGAACGCUAUGCUAGUUGUACUCCACCCACAAUCACCUCAUCCCAUCACUGAAUAGAUCUCAUUCUCAUGGGGGUCGUACCCCCCUAAUUAUUGUAAUUUCAUUUAUUUAUAUCCCUGCGCAAUAUUUACGUUGUUAAUGUGAUACUAAUUUGCAUGUAAAAUAUAACAUAAACAAUCAUUUUGUACAAUACAGAUGAAAAGAACAAGAAAA